Molecule: messenger RNA, 282 nt
Organism: Phycomyces blakesleeanus NRRL 1555(-)
Lineage: Eukaryota; Fungi; Mucoromycota; Mucoromycetes; Mucorales; Phycomycetaceae
Product: C2H2-type zinc finger transcription factor
Exons: 1
Coding region: 1-282 (93 amino acids)
Biological process (GO): regulation of transcription by RNA polymerase II
Cellular component (GO): nucleus
Molecular function (GO): RNA polymerase II cis-regulatory region sequence-specific DNA binding; DNA-binding transcription factor activity, RNA polymerase II-specific
Source: RefSeq, a predicted model, not a curated record
AUGUUCCCCUGCACACAUCCGGGCUGCAACAAAGUGUUCACUCGGCUCUAUAACCUAACCUCGCAUGCCCGUACACACACACCCGAUCGGCCAUUCCCUUGUAGUGACUGCGGUAGAUGCUUUGCUCGCCAACAUGACCGUAACCGCCAUGAGAAGCUUCAUUGGGGAGUAAAGCCUUAUGCUUGCCAUGUAUGCUCAAAAGCGUUUGUACGUAUGGACGCUCUUAAUCGACAUCUUCGGGUUGAGAAUGGUUGCAGCCAGGUCUCCGGAUCAGAGCACUAA